Molecule: messenger RNA, 1012 nt
Organism: Spinacia oleracea (spinach)
Lineage: Eukaryota; Viridiplantae; Streptophyta; Magnoliopsida; Caryophyllales; Amaranthaceae
Exons: 4
Coding region: 142-723 (193 amino acids)
Source: RefSeq, a predicted model, not a curated record
CAACCGCCUAAACCCCUGCUCACAAAGUCCCCAGCACAAGAACACAAAUCAGAGGAAAGAAGAAAUAGGAAUUCAAAGAGAUAACAAAAAAACCAAACAAGGGAAUUGAAUAACCAAGAAUUGAUUAAAAGGGAGGGGAAGAUGCAAAGGAAAAGGCCUUUGAAUCGUAUUAACAAGAACAAGAAUAUUAGAAAGAAGAACAGAAUUAGUAGCAUUAAUUUGCGCAAAAUAAUCCCAGAUAUUGUUGAUUAUCUCAAGUCUGAUUCUUAUUUUUACUCCCACAUCAUCUCUUCUUCUUCGCCGUCUCAUCAUUCAGCUCCAUACGAUGUUUUUCUCUCCUCUACAGACACAGGUGAACCCAUUUUGGCAAAUAAGGAGCGAGCGGUGGAGAAGCUGGAGGAAUACCUUAAAUCUGAUACCUACCUGUACACUCCUUUGGAAGGCACUCAACAUCGUGAUAGUUUUGCGGUGAAAACUGUCAUUCCUCCUCCAAGAGAAGAGGAACUGCAAUUUAUGAGAGUAACUAGUACAGUCUCAUCCGAAAAGAUUGCCUGGCAGGCAAAAAAAGUAGCAGAAAAAUCUGUGCUUAAGAAGCGUGGGGAUCAAGUCUCAAAUGGUUAUCCUCAUGAUGCAAGUGUUGUAUUUCCUAAAACUCCAGGACUUCAGGAAGUGAAUAAGCAAGCAGCUCGCAGAAGCAGUCGGUUAUCAACAAUCUCAGGUUAAUUGGUACGGGAAUGGUACAUAAACAAGUCUUCAUGAAUUACAUCGCCAUAACUAGCAGCAAUUUCAGUAUGUACAUGUGCUUAGUAUUCUCAUACUGUAUUCUCUGAUGUAUUAUGUAUUAUCUACAUGUAAUUUAUACUCUGUAGAAUGUAAGAUGCCGAAUGUUCCACCAUGUUAUCUCGAAUCAUCGAAUGGGACAUUGAACGUAACUGAUGUAAGAUGAUAUUAGUACAUAGCUUUGGUGUAGACUUUGUUGAUUUACAACAUUGAGCAGACUUUGUACAUCGUA